GAUAGAAAUCAUAUGUUUUUGAGUUUGAUAGACGUCAAUGUCAAAAAAACAGUUUGGAAAAUAAUGGAAUUAUGUUAAUUGUUUAACAAACAAUUGUUGUUUUUCAAAUUAGGGUUUAUAGAAAAAGAAUUAAUUCGUAUUUAAAAUGUUAGUUUUAGUACUGGGUGAUUUACACAUUCCACACAGGUGCAGUAGUUUACCGACGAAAUUUAAGAAACUCUUGGUUCCUGGUAGAAUUCAGCAUAUUCUUUGCACUGGAAAUUUGUGUACCAAAGAGUCGUAUGAUUAUUUAAAAACCCUUGCUUCUGAUGUUCAUGUUGUACGCGGCGAUUUCGACGAUAAUCUAAAUUAUCCCGAACAAAAGGUCGUUACUGUGGGACAGUUUCGGAUAGGUUUAUCACAUGGUCAUCAAGUUGUACCCUGGGGUGACCCAGAAGCUCUCGCACUAAUCCAACGUCAGUUAGAUGUAGACAUAUUAAUUUCUGGUCAUACCCACAAAUUUGAAGCUUACGAACAUGAAAACAAAUUUUAUAUUAACCCUGGAAGUGCGACAGGAAGUUAUAAUGCUUUAGAUGCAUCUCUAACACCAUCAUUUGUGUUGAUGGAUAUACAAAACACAACUGUUGUAACCUAUGUCUAUCAAUUGGUUGGAGAUGAUGUUAAGGUUGAAAGGAUAGAAUAUAAGAAAAAUUAAAUGUGUAAUAGGGUAGGAAAAUCAAUUUACUAAAUUCUGUUUAAAAUUAUUCUUUCUAAAUCAUAUAUUAUUUUGUAUUAAUUUUAAUUUACUUUAAUCUUAAGGAAUGAGAAAUUAUAUAUUAUUUUUUUAAGACCAUGAUGUAUAUUUAAAAAAAACUUUUUUAAGUUUUAACACAUAUUUAAUUAUUGCUUU
This is a messenger RNA of Sitophilus oryzae (rice weevil), 889 nucleotides long. RefSeq names its product vacuolar protein sorting-associated protein 29 (gene Vps29). Gene Ontology annotation, cellular component: retromer complex; endosome. The record is from RefSeq and is a predicted model, not a curated record. Bases 146 to 694 code for a protein of 182 amino acids. Lineage: Eukaryota; Metazoa; Arthropoda; Insecta; Coleoptera; Curculionidae. Gene Ontology annotation, biological process: intracellular protein transport; retrograde transport, endosome to Golgi. The transcript has 5 exons.